Messenger RNA from Vitis riparia (riverbank grape), 1921 nucleotides. RefSeq names its product 4-coumarate--CoA ligase-like 9. The transcript has 6 exons. The coding region runs from base 164 to 1816 and encodes 550 amino acids. Lineage: Eukaryota; Viridiplantae; Streptophyta; Magnoliopsida; Vitales; Vitaceae. Gene Ontology annotation, molecular function: CoA-ligase activity. The record is from RefSeq and is a predicted model, not a curated record.
UCAAACCGGCCAAUUUUGGUUGGCCAGCCGCUGCGAGGAACGGCCCACCAUAGUCUAAUUGUCAAUUGUCAGUCGUCAACCUCUUUACUCGCCCAAAUCCCUCCCUCUUUCAACGGUAUACUCACAGAGCCACCACCUCGAAACGCCGUCGUUCAUUGCUCCAAUGGCCGACCUAAACCCUAACCAUUCUUCUUCUAUUUAUCCAAAUACCGGCUUCUGCUCCAAAACCAUGAUCUACCACAGCCUCCGCCCCCACCCUCCCCUCCCCCCGGAAACCGCUCCUAUCUCCCUCUCUGACUACGUUUUUUCCCACCUUUCUACCUCCUCCGCGCCAGAAACCGCCGCCGCCUUCAUCGACGCCACCACCGGCCGCAGCAUUUCCUUUUCACAGCUUGUCCGCUUCUCCGAAACCCUAGCCGCCUCGCUCCAACGCCGGCUUGGCCUCACCAGAGGCGACUCUGCCUUGGUCAUCUCCCCAAAUUCGCUUCAUGUGCCGGUUCUCUACUUCGCUCUCUUCUCCCUCGGCGUCAUCGUCUCUCCUUCGAAUCCGGCGAGUACUGAGUCCGAGAUUUCCCGCCAAAUCGAGCUAUGCAAGCCGGUCAUUGCCUUCGCGACUUCUUCUACCGCUCACAAGGUUCCAUCCCUGAAAUUCUCGACCGUGGUUCUCGACUCGCCGGAGUUUCACUCGAUGAUGACAGUUGGGACUGGGAAUCUCCGCCGAGUUCGCGUUUCGCAGUCCGAUCCUGCAAUGAUUCUUUACUCUUCGGGGACAACGGGGCGGGUGAAGGGCGUGGUGCUGACUCACCGGAACUGGAUAUCCGCGGUGGCGGGAGCGAAUGUGCUUCGACAGGAGAGGGCGUCGCCGACGGUGACGAUGUGUACGGUACCUUACUUUCAUGUGUACGGAUGUGGACUUUGUAUGAGGGCGGUGGCGUUAGGGCAGAGCGUGGUAGCGAUAGAGAGAUUGAAUGUGCGGUCGUUGAUGUCGGCUGUUCAGGAGUUUAGGGUUACGCACUUGGCUGUGGCGCCGCCGGUGAUUGUGAUGAUGGCAAACGGCGGCGAUUUAGUGGACGGUUGUGAUUUGAGGUCAUUGGAAGCGGUGCUCUGUGGAGGAGCUCCGGUUAGUACGGCGGUGAUCGAGAGGUUCACGAAGCGGUUUCCGAACGUGCAGGUGACGCAGGCCUAUGGGUUGACUGAAACAACAGGGGGAAUCUCUAGAACAGUAGGUCUGGAAGAAAGCCAAAGACUAGGCGCAUCAGGGCGUCUUAUCCCAUAUUGCCAAGCUAAGAUUGUUGAUCCUGAUACUGGCAUUGCAUUGCCUCCCUUGAGGACAGGGGAGCUUUGGGUUAGAGGUCCAUCCAUUAUGAAGGGUUAUGUUGGCAAUGAAGAAGCAACAGCUGAAAUUCUGGAUUCUGAGGGAUGGUUAAGAACAGGAGAUAUUUGUCAUUUUGACAGAGACGGCUUCAUAUAUGUUGUGGAUAGGAUUAAGGAAUUGAUCAAAUACAAAGGCUACCAGGUUGCCCCUGCAGAGUUGGAACAUCUGCUUCACUCGCAUCCGGAUACUGUAGAAGCAGCUGUGAUUCCGUACCCUGAUGCGCAAGCUGGUCAAGUACCCAUGGCAUUUGUGGUGAAGCGCCCCCAAAGCACCAUUGAUGAAUCAGAGAUCAUGGAUUUCAUUGCCAAACAGGUGGCCCCGUACAAGAAAAUUAGACGGGUAUCCUUCAUUAAUUCAAUUCCGAAGAAUGCUACUGGUAAGGUGUUGAGAAAGGACUUAAUCAAGCUUGCAUCAUCAAGAAGUGGCUGUUCCAAGUUAUGAUUCCUAUUUGUUGUAUUGUAUUUGUAAUGUCAUUCAUUUAUGAGUACACAUCUGCAAUAAGAGAACCAAGAUGAAUGUGUCCAUUGUUCCCUUUAGGGGUGUUAA